Anolis sagrei ordinatus is the source of this 1965-nucleotide messenger RNA. It is a transcript of the gene BMERB1, whose product is annotated as bMERB domain containing 1. Gene Ontology annotation, biological process: negative regulation of microtubule depolymerization. Lineage: Eukaryota; Metazoa; Chordata; Lepidosauria; Squamata; Anolidae. Gene Ontology annotation, cellular component: microtubule cytoskeleton. The record is from RefSeq and is a predicted model, not a curated record.
GCGCAUGUGCCCUGUAUCCCUGGUGGUCCCCUCUCUCCGGAUGCAGCCCGAGGAGCAGCGGCAGCGCAGCGGCAGUGGAGGGAUUCGCUGAGCCUUUUUCCAGAGGGACAAGGCCAGGCUGCGCUUCUGAAUCCAGCCUCUCUCUCUGUCGCUUUCCAGUUAUGAUGGACUGAACAACACACACACCCAAGGGCGGUGGGGGCCAAAGAGAAGGGCCCCAUAGCAACCAACAGGACCCAGCAGAGAACCUGCUUUGGGCCCUAGCAUCCUUUGCUCAAAGCAUGGAGUUGAAGAGGUCCAUUUCGGCCGGAAAAGAUGCAGAGAGGCCGCCCAGGUGUUAUGGGGCUGUGGAAGAAACAGAAUGGAAAGCCGAGGGUUGGAGGAAAAAUCAACGGGAUAUCGUUUCCAUGGCAGAGACAACCAUGAUGCCGGAGGAGAUCGAACUAGAGAUGGCCAAGAUCCAGAGGCUUCGGGAAGUCUUGGUCAGAAGGGAAUCGGAACUGAGGUUUAUGAUGGAUGAUAUCCAGCUGUGCAAAGACAUCAUGAACCUUAAGAAAGAGUUGCAGAGUUUAGUUGCAACCCCAGAAAAAGAUAAGACAAGGCUCCAGAGGCAAAGAGAAGAUGAACUGAUUCACAAGAUCCACAAACUGGUGCAGAAAAGAGACUUCCUUGUUGAUGAUGCUGAAGUGGAAAGAUUAAGGGAGAAGGAAGAAGACAAGGAGAUGGCCGAGUUCCUUCGGAUCAAGUUGAAACCCCUAGAUAACAUCGUAACGGCUCCAACAGGUACACCCACAGAGAAGAAGGCAGAGCCGCCACCUCUUCCUCCCAACAAGCCCACCAUUGCCAAAACGGGCAUUGCUAUUAUUCGGGAUUGCUGUGGGACCGUCCAAUGCACCAUCAUGUAGCUUGAACCAUCCUCUCAGGCAUGCCUUCUUUUCAAACUGGAUGGGAGAAAAAAAAACUGUAGAAGAAGUGGAAAAGGAAGUAACGCAUCCCAAAAUCUUGAUAGUUAAGUUUCCUGUACUGUUCCUUACAGUAACUGUUGUAGUGCUGAAUGUCCCACUUGGUGAGUCCUUCACUGUUGCAUGGAUCACUCAGCGAGCAUGCCUAGGUUAAGACAAGGAAUAUAUCUCAAUAUAACUAUAUCCAGAGAACAGCGAGGACUUGUAAAAACAAUUAUACAUAUCUGAGAGAUGGCUCACAAGUAACAGAUAGGUGUCAGUUUUUAUUAUUCUAUAAAAUAUGCUUGUGGAGGGGAGGACUAGAAAGAUAAUCCCAUGUAAUAUGUUGAAUAACAAUUUAAUAGUUUUAUGUCUAGAGGAUGCAUCUCACACUUUCCCUUUUCACAGGCAGCAUUCUGUCUGUGGGCAGAAAAAUGUGGCAUGGCAGCUACUUCUUGCAAUUACAGAUGCAUUAGUAAAUAUUGUAAAUUAGAAUCAUGGAACUAAUAGUUUAUUGGAAGCUGCCGAUCAAUCAUGUGUCUGACUAUUGUGAUUUGCUGUGAUCUGCAGGAUAUCUCUGGAACAGGAAACACAAAAACAAGCUCCAGUCAAUUUGGGUUCCUUAAAAUCAUGUAAGUGGAGGGUUUUUGUGGUCAGUUAAUUGUUUUCUGUUAAAAGUUUCAUGGCCCUCAUUUCCAUAGGGGUUUCUCUACUCUCUGAAAAUUGUGUCUCUUGAGAAAACUCUUGAAUGCGCAGACCUUGGAACUGAAAGUAGAGCUUGGAUGGGUUACUUUGCAAUUCCCAGAAACCUCUAAUUAGCAUGACUACUUUUUAAGGCUCUGUUUGUGCUGCAUAAAUGGAAAAUAAUUGGCAGAGGAUUGAUCUUUUUUGUGGUUUUUAAAAAGAUACACAAGAUUAAAUUAGUCCACUGUUUCUUUCCAAAUAUUUACUGUUUAGCCAAUGUCACUGUUAAUCAUUCUACACUGCAAUAAAAAAGACACAACUUUUCAAAAUAUAGUUAAAA